Molecule: messenger RNA, 1810 nt
Organism: Paramisgurnus dabryanus
Lineage: Eukaryota; Metazoa; Chordata; Actinopteri; Cypriniformes; Cobitidae
Gene: gorab
Product: golgin, rab6-interacting
Biological process (GO): non-motile cilium assembly
Source: RefSeq, a predicted model, not a curated record
GGGUCUUGAACGUGGCAGUACACACAAACAUGGCGGCAAGAUGAAACCCAGAAGUUAAUUUCCGCAACUUUAUGUUGAAGAAAUACGCUUUUAGUUAUAUAUAUUUUUACAUUUGACAAGUCCGAUUUGAAAUGUAGUUAUAUAGGCUGUCAUAGAUUAUGGAAAAUGGCGGCAUGGGCUGGAUUUUCAGAAGACGAGCUGCGAAGAAUGCAGCAGAACUCCGAUCAUCCAAACCAGACUGUGGCUGCCACGUUAGGUCGUGGGCGCAGACUCGCCCCAACUAACCGGAGCAGACAGCAGCUGCAGCGGGAGAAGGCUCUGCAGAUGGCCGCCAAACAAAAGGAGGACGUCGGGUCUUUACCACCUGAACAACAGCUUACCAAGCCCCCGGAUCCACCUUCUAUCAGUCACCCUGCUCCUCUUAAAUCUCCAGAGCAAUCCAAAGUGAUGGAGUCGGAACUGGUUAAGCAGGAACUAGUUAAGCAUGAGCCAGAAGAACCAGAAGCAGUUGCGCAGGCACAACCAACAGUCGCUAUCAAGGAACUUGACAAACAGGAAGUGGAAUUGCGGGAGAAGAGUCGUCUGGAGCAGUUUCAGUGGGAACAACGGAUAAUGGAAGAGAAAAAUAAAAAGAGAAAAGCUUUCCUUACAAAGACCAUUGCUGAAAAGUCCAAACAGACACAGGCUGAAGCUGUGAAACUGAAAAAGAUCCAGAGGGAACUUCAGGCACUGGAUGAUUCUGUGUCCAAUGAUAUUGGGAUUCUGAGAAAACUGAUAGAGGAAUCCAGCAUGGACUAUUCCUUGGCAUGGAAGCGUUUUGAGAAGGCAGAAGCUGAGUAUGUUGCUGCUAAGUUGGAUUUGCACAAGAAGACUGAGGUAAAGGAGCAGCUCACCGAGCAUCUCUGUGCGAUCAUCCAGCAGAAUGAGCUACGCAAGGCCCGCAAACUGGAAGAGCUGAUGCUUCAGCUGGAGCUCAAUGCUGAGGAAGUCCCCAACCCAGAAGAAACAGAAAAAGAGAACAAGGAGAGCACAGACAACUUGCAGUCUAUUUCUGAAAAUAAUCUUACAGAAGGCAUGAAGGGCUGCACAGAGGUGGAUGGUUCAAGUUUGAGUAAAGACGGUUCCAUUACAGAGCCAAAGAUCAGUCAAGACAAUCAAGAGAUCAGAGCAACAGAUGUUUCUACAGAUGGGCCAAGCUAGCCCACAAUCAUCUUUAUAAUGGAAGCUUCAUGAUGGUUAACAAAACACUUGUUAUUGGCUUUAGAAUUUUUCUCAUUGUGAGAAAGUUGAACAAAGCAACAGGGCUGCAUCUGUGAUUGAAAUGUUGACAUUUUGGGAGAAGACACCGUGUCAGUCUCAGUCUGGUGUCAGGAUUAAAUUCCCUGAUGCCGUAAGGCAGAUUCCUGAUUACAUUACCAAAUGACACUAAAAUGUUCUUGGCUUCAUAGUGGUGAUGCUCUGCUAAACUCAAAAGUAAUGAGAAGGCUUUAGUGGAUACUGUUUCCUGAUUGUCAGUUGUUUUAUUAUUUGACCUGUCUUGUAUUAAGAAAAUGGGUUAGGAAUCUUUUAAUUAAAAAAUGUCCUUUAUGACACUAUAAAUACCAUAUGGUAUACUGUACUGUUAACUUUAAGACUUUUCCAUAACUGUAACAUUAAUUUAUAUGGGGUGUUGGCAAAUGGUCUGGUGGAAAUUUGCUGUUUCGCAUAACAUUGCACAAGUAAAUAGAGAAAUAAUGAUUCAGCUGCAAAUGUAAAAUAACUAUCCAAAUGUUAGUAAAUCAGCGGCUAUUAAAUGUUAUUCUAAAAUAGA